CAGAGCCCGCUUUUGCCCCCAACAAAGCAGCCUCACCCACAACACCCUCCAAGUUCACAUAUGGCCACAGCAAUGUCGAGUCCAGCACUCCCAUCCUUCAUCGAGCUUAUGGCAUCCCUUGGCCUCGACAAUGACGCCAAGCCCCGCCCAACAACUCCGUCUCCUUCUUCUCUAUCGCCGCCCGCACACAAGGGCCGCCCUCGCUCGGGCUCCGCCUCCUCCGUCUCCUCAGUUCUUACUGAUGGCAGCCGAGAACACGACGACCUCCGUCGCGCCCAGCGUCACAGAACAGUGCGCUAUUCGCCCUACAUCUCCGCAAGCUCAUCGGGCAGGCUGAGUAAAGCAUCUUCUCUUACCUCUCUUCGCGAGAGCCAGGACCAGGACCAAUCUCCACAAAGAUCCUCCUCACCCUCGCCGCCUCGCCGUCGCAGGCCUUCGCCGUUGCACGUCGAUCGUGAGCGUGAGCGCCCGGUCAGCAUGCCGAUCUCCACCUACCUUCGUCGCAAAACACCACAGAACUCCCCCACCGUUGCCAUGUUCCCUCAUCGUCAUCAACCAAGGAAUGACCUCGAAGAGCCCAAGCCUAUCAUGCCACCCUCGCUCAUUCCUCUGUUGCCACCCGUAUAAGCGCUCAUCAUCUCUCCCCUUUGCGCAUAUCGCCUCAUCGAUGAUACCAACGGGUAUCUCCGGCUAUGGUUCACUUAGGUGCCAGCCUUGCUUCCCCGCCAGUUGUCCGGCUGCCUACAUCUGAUUGUAGUCCUGGCCUUGCUUCUCGCCUGAACUUUUGCUUGGACAAACGGACCUGAUUACUAUCUUUCCGAUAUUUUGUUCUGCCUCGUUUUCAUGCCCAUCUCCCAUAUUGCACGCAAUAUUUAUAACAGCACGCAACCUCAUCGUCCCUCAUUGUCUUCAGGCUCAUUCAGCAUCACCUCAUCUCACCUCUUCUAUCUACACAACUCCUAAAACGCAUUUUGACUUCACCUGUCAAUUCUUACCCUCCCGUUGCGUUUUCCCCCGAUGGGUCAUACUCCCUUCACUCUCCCUGUCUGCGCCUUACAACCCAUGGUGCUCCUUCAAAAUGAAUGCGUCGGCGAGUCCAUGACACGCCUCCUCUCACGCGUUCGUCUUGGACUGUUCAGCCCCGCACCGUUGUACAUAUUUUCCCCCGCUUCUUGCCUGCUCUGUUUGUUCUGGUUAAUUGUUACAGAAUACCAAGUCGUCUGUUGACCGUGUAUGUGU
Coniophora puteana RWD-64-598 SS2 is the source of this 1239-nucleotide messenger RNA. RefSeq lists its product as uncharacterized. The record is from RefSeq and is a predicted model, not a curated record. NCBI's taxonomy places the organism in Eukaryota, Fungi, Basidiomycota, Agaricomycetes, Boletales, Coniophoraceae. The coding region runs from base 61 to 627 and encodes 188 amino acids. The transcript is spliced from 3 exons.